Thrips palmi is the source of this 2450-nucleotide messenger RNA. It is a transcript of the gene atms, whose product is annotated as RNA polymerase II-associated factor 1 homolog. Gene Ontology annotation, cellular component: Cdc73/Paf1 complex. Gene Ontology annotation, molecular function: chromatin binding; RNA polymerase II complex binding. The record is from RefSeq and is a predicted model, not a curated record. Lineage: Eukaryota; Metazoa; Arthropoda; Insecta; Thysanoptera; Thripidae. Bases 295 to 2028 code for a protein of 577 amino acids. The transcript has 10 exons. Gene Ontology annotation, biological process: transcription elongation by RNA polymerase II.
AACACAGACGACAAACAACAACACCGGUGGCGUCAACCUAACCUCUAAAGAUUGUGACCAACUUGACAGGAGUCUCGUACUGUAAACAUAUAGUUCUGGUUUCUUUUCUUCUAAUUACGACCCGGGCUGGCUUCGGAUGAAAUCCCAAGUUUAAUUGAAGGUAGCGGGGAGACAAAGACAGCGAACUGUGGUUUCGUUCUUCUCCACCUUGGUCCACAAUCUUUGUAUCAGCCGAUAUGUUGUGAAAUGCAGGGAUAGUUUGCUUUAGUUCUUGUCAAUACUUCAUAAUUCAUCAUGCCUCCCACUAUUCAAGUUGGCGUGAACGCCGAACGAGAGAAGGUACCUGUCAGGCCCGGAGAGAGACGUUCUGAGCUAGUAUGCAGGGUGAAGUAUUGUAAUACGUUGCCUGAUAUUCCCUUCGAUCCUAAGUUCAUUCAGUACCCAUUUGCGUCAACUCGGUUUAUUGAGUACAACCCAACAUCAUUAGAGCGCAACUAUAAAUAUGAAGUUCUCACAGAACACGACUUAGGGGUGACCAUAGAUCUGAUCAACAAAGAUACCUAUGCGUGUGAAUUUGGUGCUGUUCUUGACCCUGCUGAUGAAAAACUACUUGAGGAAGAUGCCCCCACUUUGCAGGAUUCCAAAAGGUCUCGCCAUCAUGCCAAAGCUGUGUCUUGGUUGCGACGUACGGAGUAUAUUUCUACUGAACAGACUCGCUUCCAGCCUCAGUCCAUGGACAAGGUUGAGGCUAAGGUUGGAUUCAGUAUCAAGAAGGAUAUGAAGGAGGAGACUUUGGCCAUGGAUCGUGAAGCUCAAAUCCGUGCCAUUGAAAAGACCUUUGAAGAUGCUAAAGUACCAAUUGAGAAGCACUACAGUAAGCCUGGAGUUGUACCAGUUGAAAUUCUGCCUGUCUUCCCAGAUUUCAAGGUUUGGAAGUACCCCUGUGCUCAAGUCAUGUUUGACUCUGACCCAGCUCCUAUUGGCCGGCCAGUUCCUGCACAGAUAGAAAUGAUGUCCCAAGCCAUGAUUCGUGGUGUCAAAGAUGAAACAGGAGAACAGUUUGUGGCAUAUUUCUUGCCAACAGAAGAAACCCUUGAAAAACGUAAAGCAGACUUUAUUGCUGAACGUGAUUAUCAGGAUGAGGAAGAAUAUGAGUACAGAAUGGCACGAGAAUAUAAUUGGAAUGUCAAGAGUAAGACUUCUGGCAAAGGAUACGAGGAGAAUUACUUCCUUGUUAUGCGUCAGGAUGGAAUUUAUUACAAUGAAUUAGAAACUCGCGUUCGUCUCAGUAAACGUCGUCAAAAGGCGGGUUCAGCACCUAACAAUACACGGUUGAUUGUGCGACAUUGCCCACUCUCAGCCCAAGAGUACAAAAUGCAAAGAUAUCGGGAGCGUCAACUGGAACCUCCCAAUGAGGAGGAGGAAGAGGAAGAUGAUGAAGAGGAGGAGGAGGAAGAGGAACAAGCAGACAACACCCAAGAGAAAGGUGCCACAAGUGGAGGAGAGGGUCGCAAACGAAGUGAUAGUGAGGGUAGCCAAACAAGUCGUGCCAGCCGACGCCGCAGCCGUUCUGGAUCAAGAAGUGGAAGUGAUGACGAGAAGGGAUCAGCCCAUUCCAGUUCUCGAUCCGGCUCUGGAUCCCGAUCCCGAUCUCGGUCGCGUUCCAAGUCUGGGUCGCGGUCCAGAUCGAGGUCAAAGUCUGGGUCCAGAUCUCGCUCAGGUUCUCGGUCCCGGUCGGGCUCCAGGUCGAGGUCAGGCUCCGAGAGCCCCAAGCGCAGUGCCACUGGCAGUCCCAAGAGCGCGAGGAGUGCAAGUGGCAGUCCGGCUAGGAGUCAGAAGAGUGGCAGCAGCAGGGGCAGCAGCCCCGCCAGAAGCAAGGGCAGUCCUAGUCCAGCACGCAGCGCCUCCCGCAGCCCAGCCAAGAGCAGGUCCAGGUCUAGGUCCAGGUCGGGCAGUGGCAGUGGGUCUGGAAGUGGCAGCGGGAGCGACAGUGGGUCGGGCAGUGCCAGUGGCAGCGAUAGCGAUUAGGAUCAGAGUUCGUUUCUCUAUCAAAUCAACUUAGUCAAACCUCACUAGAAGGCACCCCUUUUAGCAGAGUUGCUGACUUGUGUGGCAGAACGGUCUUCUAGUGAGGCUUUGGCCGUCUCUGUAUCGAAGGAUAGAUUUGUUCACCAAUGUAAAUGUGAUAGAGACACUUUUCGAACUUGGAUUUUCUUUCACCUGUCUUUCACAUUGUUUUAUGAUCAUCUUAAUUAUUUUCUGAGUUCACCAUUUUACUCAUCAUUCCCUUAUUAGAAAAGGAAAAGUGUACAAUGAACUUCUAGCUUGACAAAGGGAAAUGUCUCCUGAAAACUUACAUUGUGUUUCUCGUAAGGAAAACAACCAGACAAAUUCUGUAAUUUCUUUUGUUUUGUUUUUUUAAUAAAGAAUAAUAGACAAGUAUACACAAA